GUGUACUUUCCCGCAUAUGAGUCGACUGCGGCGCGUCGGCGCAGGCGUUGUGGCCCUCGCGCUACUCGGUCUCGUCACCAACUACUAUCUUGUCUCGCAGCACUUGGCCUUGCCGGACGGGCGCCAUGCGUCGGCGCAGUCGAUCGCCUUUGACGCGCUCUUCGACCUCUCGACGCCGUACGCGCCUGCGUUUCCCGCCGCCCGCCGUGGCAUUGCGCUCUGCUUGCACACCGAGAUCGCCGCUAUGGGCGUGUCGCUGAUCCGGGAGCUGCGGUCGCUCGGCAACACGGACCCGAUUCAAGUGUACUACUGCCUCCCCGCCGAGUUGGCGCCGCCCGUGUGGACGUUGUUGGCCGAGGACCCGCUCGUCGAGAUCAUCGACCUGUGCUCCCUUUUGGUCGACGCGGGGCAUUUUCAAAACGUCGAGGCCGCGCGAGCCUUCCAGAGCUUCUGGCUCAAGCCUCUCGCGCUUCUCUUCUCGUCGUUUGACCAAGUGAUGCUCUUGGACGCCGACGACAUUUUCUUUGAGAAUCCAUCGACGCUGUGGGCGUCACCGAGCUACACUGAGACGGGCACGCUCUUCUUCUACGACCGCGUCAUCAACACGGCGGCGUUCUCCAACAGCGUCGUCAACGCGACGCUCGAGAACGGAACGGUCAUCCAAAGCCGCUACAUCACCGAGUUCAUCAAGACAUUCCCGCUGUCGCGCUUUGGCCGUCCGCCCGUGCACACACCGUCGGCGCACUUUCUUGCGUCAAUGCUAUGGCGCGGGCACUCAGCCCACGAGCAAGACUCGUCCGUCGUGCUCGUCGACAAGGUCCGCGCGGGGCCGACCGUGCUCAAGGUCUUGCAUCACCUCAUUAGCGACUCGCGCUUCCUUGACCCUCCAUUUUCGUGGGGAGACAAAGAGUCGUUCUGGCUGGCGUUCGAGCUGGGUGGGAAGGACUACCGAUUUUCGCCGUGGGCGUGCAGCGUCGUGAGCCGGCCCUUUGAUCGGCUCGUCGAUCCCAACUCCCUCUGCGGCAGCCUCGCCCAGUACGCGCCCCUCGAAACGUCGAACGCAACGUUGCUUUACAUUAACGGCCAAGAGAUCAUCCAGCCCUUCGACUCGAGGGGGUAUGGCCGCCCGUCCUGGCCGGACCGCUUGACGACGCUCUUGACAGCGAUGCCCCGCCACGUCACACCACGGCACCGACGAGGCCCGGUCGUCGUCGACCGCGGGUCCCUGGACGAGUCGUGUCUGGUCGCAAAGGGUGCCGAGCAGCUGCAUCAUGACGCGCAGCUCCGUCAGCGAAUUGUAUGGACGAUCGAGGCGGCCCAAGCUCUGGACAUUGCUUUUCGUAGCGGUCCCGCGCUGCAAAAAGGGUUCAAGCUCCAGAGUAGCGUUGUCGCCGGCGCCUUUGUUGGCGUGCUGCUCGGGUUGCUGUGUGUGUUCCACGUCAUGUCUUCGGAUCGAUGACACAUUCUCCAUUCAAGCAAAAUUUAUACACGUUUGGGACUUGAAUUUAGCAUGUAUU
Messenger RNA from Saprolegnia diclina VS20, 1517 nucleotides. RefSeq lists its product as hypothetical. Gene Ontology annotation, molecular function: alpha-1,3-mannosyltransferase activity. Gene Ontology annotation, biological process: protein O-linked glycosylation. Bases 17 to 1459 code for a protein of 480 amino acids. Gene Ontology annotation, cellular component: Golgi apparatus. The transcript is spliced from 2 exons. The record is from RefSeq and is a predicted model, not a curated record. NCBI's taxonomy places the organism in Eukaryota, Oomycota, Saprolegniomycetes, Saprolegniales, Saprolegniaceae.